Messenger RNA from Saccostrea echinata, 731 nucleotides. RefSeq lists its product as uncharacterized. The record is from RefSeq and is a predicted model, not a curated record. NCBI's taxonomy places the organism in Eukaryota, Metazoa, Mollusca, Bivalvia, Ostreida, Ostreidae. The transcript is spliced from 5 exons. The coding region runs from base 154 to 696 and encodes 180 amino acids.
UACGAUAAAAACUUAUUUUUGCAGAUAUUUAUCAUAAUACUUUGGAUCACCUGCACAGGAACAAAAAGUGUACGACUUCCAAACUAUGCCUAUAAGGAGUCUUUAGAAACUAUUGAAUAUGUUUCAAGAUGCCCUUCAAAUACACAAGAAUACAUGGAAGCGGCUUUGCGAAAAAAAUGCACUCAACACACAGAAGAAUGCAGAUCCUUUGAAUACCACUGUGUUAUGAAUGAACGAAUGUCUGGACUUCUGGAAGUGUGCGCACCUUUUCGUAUCAUUCUAUCGGGGAAAUGCACCGAUUUUAAUAUUGGACUCCAGAGCAUUCGCAAGAGCUACACAGCUGACUGUACAAAUUUAAACAAUCCAUGUCCCACCUCAUACAACUCAACCAAAUCUUACUUGUACCCCGGUUGUUAUCAAAUGAUCACAGCCACGACAAUGAGCACGGCAGAGACAACUGCAAGAAAUAAUACAAAUAGUACAAGAACAGAAGAUUGUGUCGGACCAGUAGGUCAACGAUCUGGGAAAGAAGUGGCUGUGUUAGAGAAAAGUGAAAUUAUAGCUAUUUCGAUAAGUAUAAUUUUAGUUGUAGGAGUUGGGAUUGGAGUUUUCCUUUGGAGAUUAAAACAAAAUGGAAAUUUAAGAAACAUUGAGAAGAAACAGUAUUCUGAAGUUCAACAGGAAAACACCGUAUGAGACGUGAUUACAUCAGGCAAAAACAAGCCUUAUUG